AUGGAGUUAUCUGCUGCAAGUCUCUUAACACAGCUUAUGAUGCGUGUCUCGACUCAAUUGUUGUCCCAUAUUACCAUAAAGCAACACAUAUGCUGGUCAGACAGUACCAUUGUCCUAGCAUGGCUAAACACACCUCCUCAUAGACUUCAGGUCUUUGAAGCUAACAGAGUUGUCAAGAUAACAUCCAAUCCAAUCACCUCCACAUGGAAACAUGUUCCUACAAACCUGAACCCUGCAGACUGUGCGAGCAGGGGAAUGUCUGCCCAGUCACUAUCAGCUCAUGAUCUUUGGUGGUCUCCUAGCUGGCUGAAGGAGCCUCCUGACACCUGGCCCAAAAUGCCUCCUGCUCUAGGCCACCAUGCGCUACCAGGUCUGAAGCCCAAGAAAGUACCAGCUCAUAUAGCAGUUCCUGACCUCGACCUUGACUUGCUUACUCGAUUCAGUUCUCUCGACAAGCUCGUUGGAGUGACAGCUUGCAUAAAACGCUUUAUUUUCAAUUGUAGACACAACUCAACUGAUAGGCGCUCUGGUUCCUUGACAGUUGGAGAACGUAGAGAUGCUCUGUUAUUCUGGGUUCGCUCUGUUCAACACAAUGAGUUUGCGGAAGAUAUUUACCGUCUUCAGGCAGGCAAGAUUUGUACCGUUCGACUUCAGCGUCUUUCACCCUUGAUGAAAGAUGAUCUCUUGAGAGUUGGUGGUCGCCUCACUCAUGCGCCAAUAAGAUACGAUGCUCAGCAUCCUCUCGUUCUGCCCAGCUCUAGCCCACUAGUUGAUCUCAUCAUAGACCACUAUCACAGAAUAAACUGUCAUCCUGGGGCUGACACAUUACACGCUAUCCUCCGUCAGCAGUUCUGGAUACUCUCAGCACGUCGUGUCAUCAGGCAUCGCGUGUACAAAUGCAUUAGAUGUUUCCGAUAUCGCGCUCAGGCCAGAGCUCCGAUGAUGGCUGAUUUGCCCGCAGACAGGGUCACACCUCAGCUAGUAUUUAGUCAGGUCUCUACAGAUUUUGCUGGCCCGUUUCUCAUUAAAUCUAGUACUUUACGUAACGCCAAACUCAUGAAGGCAUACUUUUGUGUCUUUGUUUGCUUAUCUACUAAGGCGGUUCACUUGGAACUCGUUUCGUCACUCAGCACUGAAGCGUUUCUUGCUGCAAUGCAACGGUUUGUAUCGCGUCGCGGUACUCCUACUCUUAUCCGUUCUGACUGUGGCACAAAUUAUGUAGGAGCUAAGAAUCAUCUCAUUGAGGUACAAGAUUUUCUCGCGCAAAAUAAUGACACAAUCACGCAUAGGCUCGUUAAUCAGCACAUAACUUGGCUGCUCCAACCGCCCACGGGACCCUGGUUCGGGGGCCUUCAUGAAAUUGCGGUCAAGAGCACUAAGAAGUUACUUUAUCAUGUUAUAGGUGAACAGCACCUCACGUUUGAAGAAUUUUCCACACUUUUAACUCGAGUCGAGGCAGUACUUAAUUCCAGACCUCUCUGUCCACUUUCGUCAGAUCCCUCCGAUUUUGAGCCACUAACAGCUGGCCACUUUCUUAUUGGCCGUCCACUCACCGCUCUUCCUGAGCCAUCUUUUGAUGAUAGGCCAUUAUCAGCUCUUAAGCGUUUUCAGCUCAUCCAAGCUCUCUCUCAGCGUUUUUGGACUCUGUGGACCAAAUCCUAUCUCCAUACCCUCCAAACCCGCUCCAAAUGGCUUUCCACAUCCUCACCUCCUUAAGUUGGAGAGCUCGUCCUCAUCAAAGAGGACAAUCAGCCCCCGCUGCAAUGGAAACUUGGAAGGAUUAUCCGCACGUUACCCGGCAAGGAUGGAGUGAUCAGAGUCGUGGAUUUGGACACGAAGCAUGGAAGUCUGCGGAGACCUGUGUUCAAGUUAGCCAGGUUGCCGCUGGAUUCAGCACAUGAAGAAGUUCAGCCCCGGCCGCCCCAGGAUGUUCGCGCGACAGCGCGACGUUUGUAAAUGUUCGGCUCAACUCGGGUGCCGUCGCCCGUACGCACCCCGCACCUCUCAUAACAGUGCGGUACAUGACGGCACGCGGAGAUACGCUCGUACGAUAUUGAGUAAAUUGUGCGCGCGCGCCCUUCGUUAUAUACUAAGUAAAAGGUUGAGUGUGAACCGGUGAAAGGGUGUAUGUGCCACCCAUCGCAGAGGAACACCACUACGACCGUGAUAGUGCCAGCAUCAGCCUCCAAGACAGCCGUUGGAGCACCGUGGUUCGUGAGAAACGUAGAUCUCCACGACGAUCAGGAUUCAGACUCCAUCAUGUGGCAACUAAGAUCAACACGCGAUUUUCUUGUCUCUCAUAAAUUUGUCAUUGGGCACCGAUUUUCUGGAAGAAGUUUUUGUAAUUUAAAUAAUAAAACACAUUUAAUUUUUUCAAAAUGUAUGGACAGCAACCUAUAUUAGUUCUCAG
Bombyx mori (domestic silkworm) is the source of this 2410-nucleotide messenger RNA. RefSeq lists its product as uncharacterized. Gene Ontology annotation, biological process: DNA integration. NCBI's taxonomy places the organism in Eukaryota, Metazoa, Arthropoda, Insecta, Lepidoptera, Bombycidae. The record is from RefSeq and is a predicted model, not a curated record. Gene Ontology annotation, molecular function: nucleic acid binding. The transcript has 3 exons. Bases 1 to 1716 code for a protein of 571 amino acids.